UGAACACCGCACCUACUUUCAACCAUGCUUAUGACACCGUGUCUGCCCCGACAGGCCAGCUGCAGCCCGAUUCUACUGGGGCGUCGCCACGCAAGCGUGGGCGCGCUCCCGAGCAGGACCUCGACCCGAAGUUAGCUGCAAAGCGUGCCAAAGCGGCCGAACGUCAACGCCGUAAGCGGGAACGGGACCGCCGUAACACCCUCGGGGCAUUCACAGGCGCUGUUCAACCUACUGCGGGUCCCUCUGCCCAGAUUCAGCAGCCAGCCCCUCCACCCGCAGAGCCGCCGCAACUCACAAAGGAAGAGGAGGAGCGUCGGGAAAAGGUUCGGGCAGCCGCGCGUGAGCGACAGCGGAAACAUCGGGCAUUGGUGAAGCAAAAGAAAAUGGCGGAGUUGGGGCUUGCGAUGGGCGAGAACGGUAUCCUACCCGAGGAAGUGCAUUACGCGCUACAACCGGACGGCCAGUAUCAACCCGUCUUACCGCCUAACGCGCAACCCGCAGACAUGGGCAAUCCCGAAAAUCAGUAUCAGCCCUCAGCGGGUGGACAGACAGGGGGUCAGACAUUCGCGUCGACGCUAUUGCUUUCAUUAUCAUGUUCCCCGCUUUUGAAGGCUCAUCUCCUACGAUCGCUCAGUAUGACCAAUGAGGAGCUUUGUUCUCUUGAGCCCAUCCUUUCAGCGGCUUGGGACCAGUGGGAUCAUGCUCGCCGACUUCAUUAUGCUGAACAGGUUGCUCAGGCGAGCCGACAACAGCAAGGUGACCAACAGCACCCAGAACAACAGCAACAGCAGACAGAGCUGCAGCAGAACGGCCCGGGUCCGAGUGCCGGUCCUCCACCGCCCCCUUCACAUCCAUUUGGCCCACCACCUAUGAGUGAUCAACAUGACCCGAACGAUUUCCGGUCGCGUUUCCAUCGACCACUUACAGCACCGUCUCCAUUCGGUACUAUUCCAAUGCCUGGUGCGGCGGCGCAGAUUGACCCUAACCUCAAUGGUGGACCAUCAUCCACUGCUUUUGCUGAGGCUGUCGCAAAGGUGGCCAUGGCGGCAAAUGGGCAGAACGUACAGGCAAACGGCCUGGUUGAUGGCGAUGCUGACGCGGAGGGCGGCUCUGGCUCCGAAGACGCCGAAGCUGACGUCUCUACCGAGAAGGACGAGCUGGAGGGGAAUAACAAAAAGGAAAGUUGAUGGAAUUCUUCUCUUUGCGGACAUAGUUUACUUUGAACUCGGAUGGACGAUGUGAUACUAAGUCUUGUUGGCACGACAAACUUCUCUUUUUCUCUCUGACUCUCUCUGCAUGAUACUGUUAUUUGCUCUGUGUCUCUCGUCGUCUGGUCUGUACUACUAAUUAUACGGCUGCCUUUUUGAGUCGUGUGUGUAUUGGUACUGUCUUUAACCUGAUAAAAGCUGUACAUAAAUUAUGUCUUUCUGUCUCAUUUAACAUAUACAUAUUUGGC
Molecule: messenger RNA, 1456 nt
Organism: Fomitiporia mediterranea MF3/22
Lineage: Eukaryota; Fungi; Basidiomycota; Agaricomycetes; Hymenochaetales; Hymenochaetaceae
Exons: 2
Coding region: 384-1187 (267 amino acids)
Source: RefSeq, a predicted model, not a curated record